CAGGUCGCCAAUAUCAACACUCAAGUCAUACUUUGACUCACUAUACACAAGCUAUCUGGCAGACAAUCUUUUCAAACAGCGGGCCGGUAUCAGCAUAUUAAAGAAUUACAUUCCCCGAGACGAGGGUUCUAGAAAUUGCACUCGCUUGCAUAUAGUGUAGGAUACAUUCUCGAGUCAUAAGAAGAGAGCCUCUCGAAACAGAAAUGAAGUUCGCUACCGUUGGUGCCCUGGCCUUCGUGGCCCCCUUGGCCACGGCGGUUAAGACAGAAAGGACCUUCGCCGUCUUACACUUUACCGCGAACCAAUUCUUAACCGAGGGUCCUAUGGAUCCCGUAGUCAACCCCGGAGAAGAAGCAACCCAUUAUCACAGCAUCAUGGGAGGAAGUAACUUCGGCAUCAAUACCAAAGGUGAUGAUCUGUUGAGCUCAGAGUGUACCACGACCACUAUCAAGAAUGACAAGAGCAACUACUGGGUCCCUAGUCUUUUCUUCCAAGAUCCCAAGGAUCCAACCAGCUUUGAGAAAGUUCCCUUUUACUACAUGAACGUCUAUUACUUUUUCGAACCUACCAACAGCACUAUCGAGCCAUUCCCUGUCGGUCUGAAAAUGCUGAGUGGUGAUUCCAAGACCAGAGACCCCCCUAAAUUUGGAGGAGGAAGCAAUCUUGAUCCCAGCCAGGGGCCGAUUCAGCCGAUUCAGUGGACAUGCCCCAGACAAAGUUAUGACCCCCCUUCAUAUCCCGUAGAUUCGGAUGGAACUACGGCAGGUAUGCAGGAUCCUAACAACAAGGGUGCGGGUGCGGGAUUCCCCCUUUACGACUGCGACGGCACCUACUCCCCGCUUAGACAGGACAUCCACUUUCCUUCGUGCUACAAUCCCCAGGCAGGUCUCGACGAUUACGAAAACAACAUGGCUUGGCCAACCACUGUAGAUGGUUUACAGACGUGCCCGGCCGGAUGGGUUCACGUGCCGCAUAUAUUUUAUGAAGUAUAUUGGGACACGCCGUCAUUUAAGGAUAGGUGGACUCCUGACGGAAAGACGCAGCCCUUCGUUUUAUCUAACGGUGAUGCCACCGGCUAUAGUUCGCACGGUGACUUUAUUUCGGGAUGGGACCAGGACACCCUCCAGACUAUCAUCGAUACCUGCAAUGCUGGCGAUAUUGGCAUGGAGAAAUGCCCCAAUAUCCCCGGCGGUGUCAACGACAACAAGGACUGCACUAUCAAGCCGGCUAUUGGUACCCUGGUGGCAGUUUCGGAAGUCCUGAACGCACUCCCGCUCAAUUGCCCGGUCACCGGCUGGGGCAAGGGUGGUGUUUCCAGCGGCUCUGGUUCAAACUCGUCCGAGUCCGAGUCGUCCUCUCAGUCUGCAUCCUCGACCGUGAGUAGAAUCCAGCCUCCUUUAUAUCCUCUUCUGGCGUAUUUCUCGAGUUUAUUCUUUUACCAUACGAGCUCUUAUUCCUGAACUUGAUUCAAUAUCCCAAACAAUGGCUACUUUAUCUAGAUGUAGUCGUCACUAACCCCGAUUACCAGUAUGCCGCCACAAGCACCGCCGCACAAGAGUCCUCGCCUGCAGAGACGACUCAGAAGAGCGCGGCAACUGAGACAAUCGCGCCGUCGUCAUCUGUUACCGGCAUUG
Messenger RNA from Annulohypoxylon truncatum, 1634 nucleotides. RefSeq lists its product as uncharacterized. The transcript has 2 exons. Bases 204 to 1460 code for a protein of 418 amino acids. The record is from RefSeq and is a predicted model, not a curated record. Lineage: Eukaryota; Fungi; Ascomycota; Sordariomycetes; Xylariales; Hypoxylaceae.